UGACGGGACUGAGGGUGUUGGUUGUGCUGGGUGCGUUGGGGGUUGUUGGGUUGGGCGCUUGGUGUAAGUCAUGUUUGCCUUCCUCAUGAUAGUUGGUGAUGAGGGGAAGAGCAGUGAGAUCGAAGAUAGCUAACGAAAUGAGCAGCCAAGGUGAUCAUCCAUGAUAUCGAGAUCCGGGGCUCCAUUAUCCUGGACAUGGUCACCCUACCGCCCGCCAGCGAAGACGCCUGGCGAUCCUUCUUCGCCGCCGUGCUGGGAAGCCCGAUCAGAGUCUGGAUAGCCAUUGCCGCCGGCUCCUUCGUCUCCCUCGCCACAACCCUCAUCCUGCUCUCCACAACACUAGAACGCCUCCGAAUAUCCGCCGCCCUCCUCCUGCCCCUCGAAUUCCUCUCCAUGCUCGCGAGCGCCGCCUCCCUCGGCGCAACCCUCAGCCUCGAUCUAAAGCUCGAAGCGCUGCGCGCCCGCACCCUCGACGCAUCAUCCUCCCCAGACCUGCGAGGCUUCAGCAUGCUCUUCCCGCUCAUGACCGCCUACGCCACCCUCAGCGGCGCGCUGCUCUUCCUCGCGCUCUGCGCCUCCCUCGCCGCCACCCUGCACGCCUGCCACCGCGCGCGCGACUCCAAAGCCUGCAGCUUCGAGCCCACGGCCUCCGCGCUCGGUAUGGGCCAUGGGUACCAGGCCGUGCGGCCCCAGACGCUGCGCGAUGCCAUUCCCACGCUGUAUGAUCCGAAGAAGCCGAUUCCCGAGGGCAGCGUAGGUGAUGAGAAGCUGGACUUUGGGUUUGGUAGUGCGGACGAGGAGAUGGGGUUUGCGGAUAAGGGCGCGGAUAUGGGAAGUGGAGUGGGAGUGGGCGGCGUGAGUGCGGGUGUGGCGGGGAAGGCGGAGGGGGAGAUUAGUGGGCCGCUGGGGUUGGAAAGGCCGGAGAGGGUGCAGCAGAUCAGGGCUGCGAGGCCGUGGAGUGAGAUGCCGAAGCGGAAGUAGGGAGCUCUCCCUGAAUAGAAAUGUGGCUCCAGGCGGCGGUGGUGGUUGACGAGGUCCUUGUUCUCUUCUUCCUUUCAUUCAACCCACUUUUCAGCUGUUUCUACUUUUCGCCUUUUUUUUCUUUUUCUUUUGCAUAGCGCGACUGUUUAUGAAACUCAGGGAGGAACAACUGAUAGAUUGUACAAGGGGUGUGAACGCGCCGACCAAAUCGGCGCGACCUCACAAGACGUAGCAUACCAUCAAAAUCCAGACGGCGAUA
Trematosphaeria pertusa is the source of this 1240-nucleotide messenger RNA. RefSeq lists its product as uncharacterized. Bases 196 to 981 code for a protein of 261 amino acids. Lineage: Eukaryota; Fungi; Ascomycota; Dothideomycetes; Pleosporales; Trematosphaeriaceae. The record is from RefSeq and is a predicted model, not a curated record. The transcript is spliced from 2 exons.